Ipomoea nil (Japanese morning glory) is the source of this 1481-nucleotide messenger RNA. RefSeq names its product cyclin-dependent kinase inhibitor 3-like. Gene Ontology annotation, cellular component: nucleus. The record is from RefSeq and is a predicted model, not a curated record. Bases 197 to 991 code for a protein of 264 amino acids. The transcript is spliced from 3 exons. Gene Ontology annotation, biological process: negative regulation of cyclin-dependent protein serine/threonine kinase activity. Gene Ontology annotation, molecular function: cyclin-dependent protein serine/threonine kinase inhibitor activity. NCBI's taxonomy places the organism in Eukaryota, Viridiplantae, Streptophyta, Magnoliopsida, Solanales, Convolvulaceae.
GUGCAAUCGUCUUUCUCUCUCUCUCUCUCUGCUAAACCCUCUCUCUCCCCGUCGUCUUCUCUCUAAACAGAGCAACGAACAACUGAAACCUUGAACCCAUCUCUCUCACUUGCUCUCCCUCUAGAUUGUAUUUCUCUUUACAGGAGUCCAUGAAAAGUGCUUAGCGAAGCGGACUGAAGAGUUUUAGAGAGAGAGAAUGGGUAAGUAUAUGAGGAAGUCAAAAACCGCGAGCGAAGUGGCUCUGCUGGAUAUCAGCCACACACAAUCCUCUCUUGGCGUCCGUACCCGGGCCAAAACCCUAGCCCUCCAGCGCUUGCAGCGAUCAACCGUGGCCGCGCCUGGCGCUACCUCUUCCGGUUGCGGUGAUUGUGGGUCCUACAUGCAGCUUCGCAGCCGGCGGCUGCAGAAACCCCCAAUUGGUUCCCAGCCGCGCAGGCACAAGCCCGCCCCCAAAGAUUCGAACCCUAGCCUGAAGGCGAACCAAAACCAGAACAAGAGUUCGAGAGCCAGUUCGAAGCUGAGACAGGUGUCCUCUGCCAAUUCGCGCUCGGUGAAUAAGGGGGACGAAUGUUUGGAUGACGAGAAAAAGGAAGAUAACAUUUUGCAGGAGAGUAACGUUGGUGUCGAGAAAACUGAGAACAAUGUCAACAACGGAGACGAUAUCGCUGUUGAAGGGUCAUUCGGCGAGAAUUUGCCGGAUUUUGAAGGUAGAGAGAGGACCACUAGGGAGAGCACACCUAUCAGUUUGAUAAGGGAUCCAGAUGCCAUUCCAACCCCUGGUUCCAGUACAAGGCGUACCAGCACAAAUCAAGCCCACCGCAGAAUUCAAAAUUCACCGGAAGGACACAUCCCAACAAUUCAUGAAAUGAAUGAAUUCUUUUCAGGCGCAGAAGAGCAGCAGCAGAGAGAGUUCAUUGAAAAGUACAACUAUGAUCCAGUGAAUGACAGGCCACUUCCUGGACGGUUUCAAUGGCAAAAAAUAGAUCCUUAAGUGCUCCCUACAUUAGGAGUCUUCCUGCAUUUUCUUGUUCCAACUCAGAGGCGGCUUAGGAGACGUGGGUUAACUCCAGGUGGUUUUAAUUUUAAAUGGUAACAGUAAGUAAUUGUGAUUUAUCGAAUCACCCUUUUACAUGUAAGAACCAACCCUAGUUGGGCAGCUAGUUUAGAUUGUAGACUAAUGAUCUGUAACAUAACAGGGCUCGAAACUGACAAAACAAAAUAGCAGGCGAUCCUUUGUCUAACAGAUCAUGAAUGGGGAAAGGGGAAAGUGGGUGAAUUGUAGAGAGAGAUAGUGUUAGAGGUAGGUUUUGGGGUCGGUCGGUACAUUAGUACAGAAGUUAACUAAUCUUGUUUCUGUAUUUCAUAUUUUAGUGUAAUUCCUCCUUCUCCUCCUCCCCUUUUUCUGUUUUAAUGAAAUUACUACUGUUCAUACAUUUGUACCCAUGGAAAUCAGGAAUAAAUGACGUCAUUUUCUCUCUGGA